This is a messenger RNA of Aspergillus terreus NIH2624, 1368 nucleotides long. RefSeq lists its product as uncharacterized. Lineage: Eukaryota; Fungi; Ascomycota; Eurotiomycetes; Eurotiales; Aspergillaceae. Bases 1 to 1368 code for a protein of 455 amino acids. Gene Ontology annotation, biological process: transmembrane transport. The record is from RefSeq and is a predicted model, not a curated record. The transcript is spliced from 2 exons. Gene Ontology annotation, molecular function: transmembrane transporter activity.
AUGAGCAAGUCCGAGUCUCAACAGAGCCGGAUUCCGGAGGCGGAUUUGGAGCCCGACGAGUUCGACCGGUUUUCAAGAUAUAGAAAAGUUGUCAUGGUCAUUGUUAUGUCCUGGAACGGGUUACUGUCUCCAAUUUCAAGCACUUCUGUGCUUUCGGCAAUCCCCAAUGUUGCUGCGACGUACCAUACCUCAGGAUCGGUUAUAGGUCUCAGCAAUGCUCUGUACAUGGUAUUCAUGGCCUUGAGUCCAUGCUUCUGGGGUCCCUGGUGCCAGGCCCUUGGAAGACGUCGGUCAUGCCUUGCGAGCAGUGUGGUUUUCCUGGCUUCUUCUAUUGGGACAGCCCUUAGUCCUAACCUUGCCUCGUUCAUGAUUUUCCGAAUGCUAAGUGCCUUUUCUGGCACCGCCAUUUUGGUCAUCGGACCUGCCGUGAUUAGAGACCUCUAUCGCCCCCUCGAUCGUGCUACAGCCCUGGCUUGGUUCUAUACUGGCACAUUAGUUGGACCCACGAUUGGACCGCUCCUGGCUGGGGCGAUUGUUACUUAUACCACGUGGCGAGUCAUCUUUUGGGUCCAGACCGGAAUCUCUGCCAUCUCAUUGCUUGCGACGUACUUCCUGCUCGCAGAGACCAUGAAAGUGGUAACUCCCAGACCACUUGAACAGCUGCCACUGCCCAAGAAAGUCACCACUUUCCUGACGAUGACGAACCCAUGGCGUGUCAUCCGACCAUUCAAGUCGCCAAGCCUAGUGAUCACUGCGGUAGCCAGUGGCUCCUUAGUCUGGAACCAGUACGGUCUUCUGACGCCCAUACGGUACGUGCUGAAUCCAAGAUACAAUCUCGACACCCCACUUCAGUCUGGACUCUUGUAUCUCGCCCCUGGUGUUGGGUACAUGCUGGGCACACUGGGUGGAGGUCGAUGGGCAGAUUACACCGCAAGGAAACGAUAUAAACAACGCGGCAAGAUUUUUGUCGCCGAGGACAGGCUGUAUGCCGCUGUCCCCUUUCUGAUGGUUGUGCUCCCAAUGUGCAUGUUGAUUUAUGGAUGGUCAGUUGAAAAGGCCUUUGGUGGGAUAGCUGUGCCGAUCGUCUUCAUGUUCUUGCAAGGUAUAGCUCAGCUAUUCUGCUAUCCCUCUUUGAACACAUAUUGCCUUGAUGUAAGGCCAGAGCAAAGUGCCGAGCUUAUUGCGGGAAACUUCUUUAUUCGGUACAUUUUUGGUGCUGUUGCGUCUGCUGCAGCGAUUCCUGCCACUCAGGCAAUCGGAGUAGGAUAUUUUAGCACAAUCUCAGCUAUCCUAUUGGCGAUAGGGGGCGGAGGUCUACUUACAGCGGCCUACUGGGGCCUAUCCUGGCGGCAAAAAAUCAGUGUUUAA